GAUGGCGCGGACCGCGGAGUGAUUUUCGGAGCUUGAGUUAACCUACUUACUUAUGUUGUGAUUUGAAUGCAGUUUAUAUGCCAGUGUAUGUAGGCAGAGAUCGGCGGAGUGCGAUUCCAAUCUCGAUUUGUGCAAGUGACAGGAAUGUUAGAAGUUUGUUUUCACAAUGUCUAAGCGAAACAGCGACUAUGUGGUUACGGAGCACCGGGAUUUACAGGCUAACACCAUGGCUAUGGACGCGACCGGCAACUACGUUCUGUUAGCCGGGCGUAGAUGCUUUGCGGUGAAACAACUGGACGAAGACGUUAACACGGUGAAGAAGUUCCAGCGGCAGAGUAAAUACGAAGUUAGCUCUGCAGAAUGGAAUCCAUCUGACCUGAACUGCCAUUUGUGCGCAAUUUCUAGCAAUACACGAAUCGAGAUACUGGAUCUCAAUGGGGCGGGAGGGUACGAGGUACAAACUAUCCAGAGCCUGAAGGCACACACGCGCGUGGUCAGUGAUCUAAACUGGCACCCCAAGGAGCCUGAUAUCCUUGCCUCUUGCAGUAUCGACACGUUUAUACAUAUCUGGGACAUACGGGAUCAGAGGAAGCCGUGUUUGUCUCUGUCCGCAGUUGCAGGAUCGUCCCAAGUACGUUGGAAUCCGUUGUUAUCUCACACUUUGGCCACUGCGCAUGACGGUGAUAUCAAGAUAUGGGACCAGCGGAAGGCGAACAGUCCUGUGCAAUACAUAACAGCUCACUUGACGAAAAUACACGGCUUAGACUGGUGUCCGUUUCAACAAAAUCAACUGGCAACAUCGAGCCAGGACUGCACCGUCAAGAUCUUCGACAUCGUCAAUCCGCGCAGGGCUGAGAAUAUCUUGACGACAAAUUCGCCUGUGUGGAGAGCGAGAUACACGCCUUUUGGAGAAGGUUUGGUGACGAUAGUAGUGCCGCAAUUGCGACGGGGGGAGAACAGUCUUCUGCUGUGGAACACAUCAAACCUGAGCGCUCCAAUAUACACAUUCGUGGGGCAUACGGAUGUCGUGCUCGAGUUUCAGUGGCGACAUCAGAAACUAGAGAAUAGCGAAUUUGAACUCGUCACAUGGUCCAAGGAUCAGUGUCUAAGGAUAUUUAAAAUCAACCCUUUUAUAAAAAAGUUGUGCAGUAAUGGCAUGGAAGAUGGCCUAUCGGUUUAUAGCCAGUACUCAGAAGAAAGCAAUUUAAGAACUCUGCAGUCCGUUCAGGAGCUGCAACUCAACAGUUCGCAAAACGAGCCCGAGAUCAAUUACAUAACGACCAAAGUGGACGAGCCAGUGCCGCAAGUUGAGGUUGCCAACCAACCGGAUAACUCCAAGAAGGUCUCGUCACCCACUCAACCAAAGAGUCUGCAGCAGGAAUUCUCCCUGAUAAACAUGAACAUACCAAAUAUAGAGGUGAACGCGAUGGACGCGGCGGAGAGGAGUUGCACGAUAACUGCGUGCACGAAAAAUUACAAUGUGAUACUGAAGGUGAAUUUCCCUGUAAAUUAUCCGUACAGCGCGCAGCCGACAUUCCAGUUCUGCCAGGGCACGUCGAUCGACAACGCGACGAUGAACAAACUGCUGAAGGUCCUCACGCAAACCGCUCAGCAUCGCGUCAGGAAGAACAGGUCAUGCUUGGAGCCGUGUCUCAGGCAGUUGAUCAUAACUUUAGAGCAAACCUGCAAGAAGGACGAAGACGAGAACAGUCACUUGGUGUAUCACAUGCAGAACAAUGGCGACUUCCUCAGCUCGCCCACCAUCUGUGCAAAUUAUCAGGACUCCUAUAUACCAUUUCCCAGAACGUCCGGCGCGAAAUUUUGUUCCGUGGGUAUCCUCGUUUGUUUCGGCCGUCCCUCGUACGCGAGAAAAUCGUUGAUGAAACCGGGAGACGCGACGCCCAGGGCACUGUCCGCCCUAGACAACAGCAUCGGCAACGGCGAAUCCUUCAUGCACAUGUAUCGAAGUCCCUACGUGCCGAGCAACGACAACAUCUCUAUCAGCUCGUACUACUUCCCAGAUCGUCAGAAAAACCUCCGACGCAGUAUGCACGGCACGAAUAGAACGCACGACCGAUCGUACUUCAAGAAUUCUCACCCGAUGGUCAUGAUAUACGAUGUCUCGUCGUUAUUCUUCGUCAACAAGGAGCUCGCCGAGAAGUACACAAUCAACACCGCCGACAUCACGACGAUGUGUCAACAUAACGCAAACGUAGCUGCCACGUUGGAACGGUCCGACCUGGUCCAGACGUGGUGUCUAGCUGGCCUGAUAAUUUCCCAGACGCUUCCCAGUAGCGAGCAGAACUCGUACCAGUCAGGUCAAUCUGCCGACAUCGACGCACCUUGGCCCCUGCAUCCGUGGGGGCAAAACUUAAUUCAUUCCUUAAUACAGCAUUACGCUAAUCAGUCCGACGUUCAAAUGGCCGGUAUGCUGAGCUGCGCGCUUAGCCACCGGUCGGAGAAUACGGAGGCGGUGCAAACCAGACUGAGCAACAGCAAAUCGGUGAACGUCAGUAGGCUUUCCACAGGAAAAUGGUGGUUGAAGCCUGGUGGUUCACCUUAUCACACGAUACACUUAGCGGACACCACGCUGGAAGGAUGGAAUUUUCAGAAUCUCAAGCAGCACCGAUCUAACUCGUGGUCGGAGUCGCUCGACGACUUGAAAAUCAUUCAAGACUCGUUUGGGGACUCGGCGAAGAACAUUAAGUUGCUCGACGAGAAGCACACGGCGCUGUACGACGGUUACAAGAAAGCGUAUGCCGAGGCGUUGCACAGGUGGGAGCUGUUGGAUGAUCGAGCUCAAGUACUGAAACAUUUAAGCGCCUCGUUGUGCGACCUGCAGAAGGGCGCCGUUGAGCUGCAAUGCGAGUGCCGAGUCUGCGGCAAGAUCAGCCGAAGUCCGCAGUGCACGAAUUGCAAGGGAUUGAGUUUCCAAUGUAUAAUUUGCCAUAUCACAGUCAGAGGUCCAAGCAACUCGUGCAUAUUCUGCGGCCAUGGUGGACACAUUCAACAUCUGGCAGCAUGGUUCGCCAAGGAGACAGUAUGUCCGACGGGCUGCGGUUGUCACUGCCUGCAAGAGAACUCGGUGCUGUUUAAGAUAUAAAUAGCGUAAAUAAAAUUAUAGAUAAUUAUGGUCUGUGAUAGUUGUUAUUGGAAGAGAAGUAAAAUCUUUUUUGCUCU
Molecule: messenger RNA, 3180 nt
Organism: Ooceraea biroi (clonal raider ant)
Lineage: Eukaryota; Metazoa; Arthropoda; Insecta; Hymenoptera; Formicidae
Gene: Wdr59
Product: WD repeat domain 59
Biological process (GO): positive regulation of TORC1 signaling; cellular response to amino acid starvation
Cellular component (GO): Seh1-associated complex; vacuolar membrane
Molecular function (GO): signaling adaptor activity; protein binding
Source: RefSeq, a predicted model, not a curated record